AUGGAUACAAUGAAACAAACUUUCAACAUCACUCUUUUACUUUUCAUCAUCUUUAUUGACGUAUUAUUAUGUUCAAAAAUAUCUAAACCAGUUGUAUCUCAACAAGAUGCAGUAUCUUGGCUUAAUAAAUUUGGUUAUAAUCCAUGUUUAAAUUCAGAUGUUCAAUGUAGUUUAAGUCUUUCAACUUUAUUACAAGAUUAUCAAAAACGUUUUCGUUUAAAAAUAACUGGAAAAUUAGAUGAUAAAACUAAAGAACAUAUGAAUCGACCACGCUGUGGAAAUGAAGAUAAACCAAUAGCUGAAAUGAAUGCUGCAUCUCUGUCAGGGCUAAAUAAAUGGUCACGUUCAUCAUUAACAUAUUCAAUACGUGGUUAUCCAACACAAUUAGGUCAAACACAAACAACAAAUAUUAUUCAUGAAGCAUUUCAAGCUUGGGCUGAUCAUGUUCCAUUAACAAUUGAAUCUGUUUGUUCAACAUGUCAAGCAGAUUUUGUUAUCGAUUUUGUACGUGAACAACAUACAGAUCGAUAUCCAUUCGAUGGAGCUGGUGGAACAUUGGCACAUGCAUUUUUUCCCGUAGAUGGUCGAGUACAUUUUGAUAAAGAUGAACCAUGGACGGAAAGUUUCAGUAAUCGCGACAUAAAUCUAUAUUUGGUGGCCGUUCAUGAAAUUGGUCAUGCACUCGGCUUAGACCAUACAUACAAUGACAAAUCCAUCAUGUAUCCGUCUUAUCAACUAAUGCCAAAAUCAAACAUUCUUCCACAACCUGAUCGUGAUGCAAUUCAAUCUAUAUAUGGUAAACAAGGGUCAUUUGAAACAACACGAACUACAAGAUCAACAACAACAAAAUCAACAACAACAAAAUCAACGCGAAAAAGUUCUACUUCUACGAAAAAUUCUGUUACGAUUGCUCCUGGAAAAUCACAUACUCGUUGUCGUCUCUUUCUUGAUGCUGCUUUCAAACAUCCCGAUGGCACAUUCCAUACAUUCAAUGCUGGUUUACUUUGGCGUUAUUUACCUGAUGCAAACUCAUGGGAAAAUCAAUUUACAACCGAAAAGAUUUAUCCAAAGUUACCAGAUAGACUAAAGGCAGGUGUAUAUGAUAGUCGAAAAAACGAAAUAGUAUUUUUUACAGAUAAAUAUGUUUAUCGUUAUGAUGUUGACUAUGAAAAUCGGGUCACACUUCGAAAGGAACAAAGUCUUCCCAGAAAUUUACAAAACUCAAUUGUUGGCGCUAUUUAUUAUCAUAGUGAAAUUCAUAUAAUAACAUCAACAACAAUACGUUUAUUUGAAUUAGAUAAUAGUUAUCAACAAUCUAAUGAACGAAGUUUAAGUGAAGAAUUUCCACGUUUUACUGGUAGAGUUAAAACUGCAUUUAGUUAUGGAAAUUUACAUCAUUUUUUUACAAACACUGGACGUGUUUAUGUUUGGAGUGAACGAUUAAAUUCAUGGCAAACAUUUGGUGAACCUAUGGAAACAGGUUGGUUUGCCUGUUCAGGUACCAAUACAAAUAAUCCAACAUUUGUUCACACGGAUCAAUCAGUUGAAAAACCUAAUUAUCGAAAUCCUAAUCGUCACCGUCAUCGUCACCAUCAUCAUUAUGAUUAG
This is a messenger RNA of Rotaria sp. Silwood2, 1608 nucleotides long. NCBI's taxonomy places the organism in Eukaryota, Metazoa, Rotifera, Eurotatoria, Philodinida, Philodinidae. The record is from the annotation of a GenBank genome assembly.